CCGCCCGCUCCGCGCCUGCGCACAGGCCUCGCGGCCGCGGCCCGCCUGCCCCGCUCCGGACCACCCGACACCCACAGCCUCACAGUAGGUGUCACUCCUCCUCGAACGUUGCUCACUGCCUAUCUGCCGUUAGGUGCACUAUUCUGUACGUACCCGUUACCGUGCUAAACGUUACAAAUAGUGAGUAUCUAUAUUACAGUCAUGUUAGUGGCGCUACAAUAUGAUCGUCGUCCAGGCGCCCGUCGCUCUUCACCGCUGCAGGACGCGACAUAGCGGUCGCCAGACGUCCAUGUAACCAUGUUAGUGCUGUGCUAACACUAUGCGAACCCGCUACAAGUAGGUGGCACGUUUAGCACUAUGAAAGUACAUGUUAUUGUCGAAACCACUUCAUGACCCCCGGUGGGGCCUACUUAGCGAAUUCAUUUUCAUAGAAAUAAAAACUACCGAUCUUCAUCAACAUCUCUCAACUACUUACUAUCAUAUAAUUCCAAUAAGGAACAAUAAGAAGUUUUACAAGUGUUUAGUUCGUGUGUCAGUGACUUGUGCAUAGGUCAGGUUGAAGUGCGGGGAAGUUACCACAGCCUAACUUAUUUAUUUUCAUGUCGACAAUCGAUUCGAAACCUUUCUCUGCACCAAAAGUCAAUCAAUUUAUAAAUCUCCUCAAGCAGUAAGGCCAGAAGGAGGGCGGGCGCGCGAGCGCGGGCCCCGCCAUGCGGAAGUUCAUGCGCACGCGCAGCCCGCCGCCGCCACCGCUGCACGCGCACCCAAAUGGCGUGGGCGCAGUGCGCGACGAGCUGCACUCCUCGCUGUCCAGGUGCGGCGGCGGCGGCUCGCAGGCGUCCAGCGGCGGCUGCCCCAGCGGGGGCGCAGCCGGGGGCGCGCUCUUCGAGGACGAUGAGUUCCCGGCGUCGCGGCGCUCGCUGGGCGACGCGCGCCUCACUGCAGUGCGCUGGCGCCGCCCUCACCUGUUGGCAGGCGCGCGCGGCUGGGUGGAGGUCACUGAAGCUUACGUCAUCAUGAGAAAGACAUCAACGCGCGCUGCAGUUCCUCUGGCCCGGACGAGCGGUACUUGUGCUAGACCAUCCGCGAAGUCGCCGAGAUCAACCAAGGAGCUGAGCGCGUGUCCGCGGUUCCGCGGCGACGAGCUGGCGGAGGGCGAGGCCGCGCCCUCGCCGCACGACGUCGUCAGGUGGUCGGCGGAGCUGGGCCCGCUGGGCUGCGCGCGGCUGCGGGCGGCGGCUGCCGCGCUGGCGCCCACGCCGCGCCUGCUGGACCGCGCCGCGCCGCCGCAGGGCUUCCGCGACCACUACUGCGGCGCCUUCAGGUUCCACUUCUGGGUGUUCGGUACCUGGCGCGAGGUGCGCGUGGACGACCGCCUGCCCGAGCGCGGCGGCUGCCUGCUGGGCGCGCACGCCGCAAACCACGACUACACGCUGCCGCUGCUGGAGAAGGCCUACGCCAAGCUGUACGGGUCGUACGGCGCGCUGCGCGGCGGCAGCGUGGCGCGCGCGCUGCAGGACCUGUCGGGCGGCGUGGUGCAGAGCUUCUCGCUGCGGGCGCAGCCGCGUGCGCUCACCUACCAGGUGCUCAACUCCGGGGUGCCGCGCUCCACGCUGCUGGUGGCCAGCGCCGGCAAGCGCGCGCGCGCCCCCCUGCGCCCCGGCGCGCCCUACUGCGUGGCGGGGCUGGCGCGCGUGCGGGGCGCGGAGGGCGCGGGGGGCGCGCCCGACGCCGCGCUCGUGCGCCUGCGCGCCCCCGCCGGCGGGGCCUGGGCCGGCGCCUGGUCGCCCGCCAGCGCCGAGUGGCGCGCGCUGGCGCCGCCCGACCGCGACCUGCUCGCUGCCAGCGCGGCGCACCCCGGGGACUUUUGGAUGUCAUUCAAUGACUUCGUGCAGUCGUUCAGCGAGCUGGAGCUGGUGCACGUGGGGCCGGACGACUGGCUGCUGGAGCCGGCGCUGCAGACGCGGCGGCCGUGGCGGGCCGUGCUGGCGCGCCGGCGCUGGCGCCGCGGGUACAACGCGGGAGGCCCGCCCGGCGCGCCCACCGCCGCCGCCAACCCCACGUUCGCCGUGCAGCUGCCCGCCAAGUGCCACGUGGUGGUGUCGGUCACGCAGCAGUACGCGCCCGAGCCCGCCAAGCUGCGCGCCAUCGGCUUCGCCGUGUACGAGGCGGGCGCGGGCCGCGCGCCGCUCGACGUCACGCACGAGUCGCGCGCGCGCGAGGUCGUCACGUUCUUCACGCUGCCUGCGGGACGCUACCUGGUGGUGCCACACACGAGGCGGGCUCACACCGACGCCGCCUUCCUGCUGCGCAUCCUCACAGACGAGCAGAGCGACGUGUGGGAGGUCAACGAGGACAACGUGAUCGUGCGCGACGUGGCGGGCGAGCUGCGCGACGGCGAGGCGCUGCCGGCGGCGGCGCGCGCGGCGCUGGCGCGGCUGGCGGCGCGCGAGGCGGACGCGCGCGAGCUGGACGCGCGCGCGCUGCGGGCCGCGCUGCGCCGCGUGUGGCGCCACUGCCUGUGCGCGCCGCCGUCGCGCGAGCUGUGCCGCGCGCUGGUGGCGCUGCGCGACCGCGCGCUGCGGGGCGCCGUGCGCGCGCGCGACGUGCCCGCACUGGUGGCGCUGCUGGCCUACUGGCGCGGCGCCUUCCUGCGCGGCGCGGGCGCGGCGAGCUGCGGGCCGCCGCUGCGCUCGGCCUACGCGCUGCGCGGCCUGCUGUGGGCGGCGGGCGUGACGGCCUCCAACAAGGUGCUGGAGUGCCUGGUGCUACGCUUCGCCCGCGGCGUGUUGCUCUCGGAGGAGGGCUACGUGAUGGCGCUGGCGCGCCUGCACCUGGCGCACGAGCGUUACCGCAGCCUGGACAACAAGAUCAAGUCCAACCCUCUCUCCCUGGAGGAGAUGAUCCUGAUGACCAUCUACUCCUGACACUUGUGCAUGCGUCGGUCGGCGCCCUCGAGCCCUACCCAGCGCUAUUAUUACCGCCCAAGAAGAAGAGUCGUUUAAUAUUUUUGUUAUUUAUUUGUUAUUUCAGUGAUCGCUCUAUAUUUAGAGCGGUGUAAAUUAUUAUAAAUGAAUGUUAGCGACAUAAUUUAUUUCGUCGUAGUUGAUACAAAGGAAUUUAAAAAUGAAUUUAAUAAUAUUAUGUAGGUAUAUGUAAACAAGCGAUAGAUUUCAGAACAAACCAGAUCGCCGUAAGUUUUGCGCGAUCGUCCAACGCCUGUCUCAAACAGUACCUACACCGGUUAGUUUGAUUUGGGAAAGUUAGCUUCAGACUCGUUAUUGCUUAGUCAUGAAUGCGAGUGACAGGGGUUGGAGGUUGUUCUGUUUGACGUGAGUACACUGACCAAAGAGAAUCCGAUCCAAACGAGCUGCACAGUACAAAGCCGAGCUCACAUUGUGAUAUUGUUAAGUAGUCAGCGCUGUCCCUCGCGCAGAACGGUGCUAUGUUGUUACGAGCGCGAGAUCGCUCGCUCGAGUGCGGCGGGGCUCCAGCAAUCUGCUUUACAUCUUCUUAGUCAUCAAUACACCUUUCACUUAUUAUCAAAAUAUAUUAUCAAAUAUAUUAUUGAAACGCUGCUUUUGUUGAUUUAAUUGUUUGAAGUCCCGUCACGCGUUUAAUUUAGCAGAAAUAAAAGUAUUACUUGA
This is a messenger RNA of Trichoplusia ni (cabbage looper), 3647 nucleotides long. RefSeq names its product calpain-11-like. Gene Ontology annotation, molecular function: calcium-dependent cysteine-type endopeptidase activity. The transcript is spliced from 12 exons. Lineage: Eukaryota; Metazoa; Arthropoda; Insecta; Lepidoptera; Noctuidae. Gene Ontology annotation, cellular component: cytoplasm. Bases 711 to 2927 code for a protein of 738 amino acids. Gene Ontology annotation, biological process: proteolysis. The record is from RefSeq and is a predicted model, not a curated record.